GACGUCCUCCGGGGACCAGGGGCGGGGCUUUGCGUGAUGGCGUCACGAGCCGGAGCCUCCGGCGGCGGGAAGAGGAGACGUGAGAAUGGAGACCCCGAAGAGUGGCGAGAGCGCCGGGGACCGGGGGCCGCAGGACGCUACGCCUGCCCCCAGCAAGGCCUCGAGCAGCGCCGGCCACUACGAGCUGCCGUGGGUUGAAAAAUACAGGCCAAUAAAACUGAAUGAAAUUGUCGGAAAUGAAGACACUGUGAGCAGGCUGGAGGUCUUUUCGAGGGAAGGGAAUGUGCCCAAUAUCAUCAUCGCUGGCCCCCCGGGCACCGGCAAGACCACCAGCAUCCUCUGCCUGGCGAGAGCCCUGCUGGGUCCUGCACUGAAGGAUGCGGUUCUGGAGCUCAAUGCGUCCAAUGACAGAGGCAUCGAUGUUGUGCGGAAUAAAAUCAAAAUGUUUGCGCAGCAGAAAGUGACACUGCCCCGGGGCCGGCACAAGAUCAUCAUCCUGGACGAGGCUGACAGUAUGACGGAUGGUGCCCAGCAGGCCCUGCGCAGGACCAUGGAGAUCUACUCCAAGACCACCCGCUUUGCGCUGGCAUGCAACGCCUCAGACAAAAUCAUAGAGCCCAUCCAGUCCCGCUGCGCCGUUCUGCGCUACACCAAGCUCACCGACGCGCAGGUCCUGGCGCGGCUCCUGAGCGUCAUCGAGAAGGAAGCCGUGCCCUACACGGAUGAUGGCCUGGAGGCCAUCAUCUUCACCGCACAGGGCGACAUGCGACAGGCGCUGAACAACCUGCAGUCCACCUUCUCGGGCUUUGGCUUCAUCAACAGCGAGAACGUGUUCAAGGUCUGUGAUGAGCCCCACCCCCUGCUGGUGAAGGAGAUGCUCCAGCACUGCGUGAGUGCCAACAUCGAUGAGGCCUACAAGAUGAACCGCGUUAGGCUCCCGUGUCCCCUCUGGCCAGAUCCUCGCCCAUCUGUGGCACCUGGGCUACUCACCAGAGGACGUCAUUGGCAAUGUGUUCCGCGUGUGUAAAACUUUCCAGAUGGCUGAAUACCUGAAGCUGGAGUUCAUCAAGGAGAUCGGGUACACGCACAUGCGCGUGGCGGAAGGCGUGAACUCCCUCCUGCAGAUGGCAGGGCUGCUGGCCAGGCUGUGUCAGAAGACGAUGGCGCCGGUGGCCACUUAGAGCAGGGACAUCCAUCACCAGAGCGGUCAAAGGAGUCCUUGCCCCAAGUGGGAGCGCGGCAGCUGUGACGGGCAGAUAUGCUCCGUUUUGGAUUCCAGUGGCUCGUGGCACGUCCUGCUCCCUGCAUGUCUGGUGGACCCGGUGACAGGAUCCAGGUGCUGUUGGGGAUGUAGCAAUAAAGCUGGACCAUGUUUGUCCUGUAGUGUUUGA
Messenger RNA from Heterocephalus glaber (naked mole-rat), 1391 nucleotides. RefSeq names its product replication factor C subunit 2 (gene Rfc2). Gene Ontology annotation, biological process: DNA repair; DNA-templated DNA replication. NCBI's taxonomy places the organism in Eukaryota, Metazoa, Chordata, Mammalia, Rodentia, Bathyergidae. Gene Ontology annotation, molecular function: ATP hydrolysis activity; DNA clamp loader activity; ATP binding. Gene Ontology annotation, cellular component: DNA replication factor C complex; nucleus. The record is from RefSeq and is a predicted model, not a curated record.